UUGAUUUGGUUUAAUUUUUCUCUUUUUGGUUCAGGUUUUUUCGAUUUGGGGUUAUAUCAAUAAUUAGAAACAUGAUAUAUAUGUCAGUGGAUAAUGUUUUCUACUAAGUUUUCACAACACAUUAAAAUCUAUAUAAACACUAUAACUUGUAAACAUUUUCUCACCACCUCCUUUCUACAACAUUUAGCUUUACCUAAAGAAAAAUUAUGGGUGUAAAAGGCAAGUUGAUUGGUUCUGUCGAGGUGAAAUGUGGAGGACACUUGAUUUAUGAUCUUUUUCACAAUAAUACUCAUCAUAUACCCAACAUAUGCCGUGGUAAGAUUAAUCAUUUUGAGAUUCAUGAAGGUGAAUCUGUAAAAGUUGGUUCGAUAGUUAGCUGGAAGUAUAAUGACGAGUUGUACAAUUCUUUCAUUAUUAUUACAUCUUAUGACCAUCAAUGGACCACAUGGACAUUCGUGUACGAGAAGAAAACUGAAGAAACCCCAGAGCCACUUGUUUUUUUGGGUUUUACCCUUGAUGUGACAAAAGAUAUCGAAGGUCACCUUAUCAAGAAAUAAAUCAUCUAUGUUAUUUGGUGGGUUUAAACACAUGCAAAUAUAUCUAUGCAUGAUUUUACAUCCACUUAUAUGCUUGUUUGCGUGAUGAAUAUUUUACGAUAUCGGCUAGUUCUUGCUAGCAUGUGAAAUAAAUAAUGUUUUGUAUGAAAAACAUAUAUUAUAUA
This is a messenger RNA of Solanum pennellii, 721 nucleotides long. Its product is annotated as kirola-like. Lineage: Eukaryota; Viridiplantae; Streptophyta; Magnoliopsida; Solanales; Solanaceae. The record is from RefSeq and is a predicted model, not a curated record. Gene Ontology annotation, biological process: defense response. The transcript has 2 exons. Bases 207 to 557 code for a protein of 116 amino acids.